Nicotiana tabacum (common tobacco) is the source of this 1084-nucleotide messenger RNA. The record is from RefSeq and is a predicted model, not a curated record. Lineage: Eukaryota; Viridiplantae; Streptophyta; Magnoliopsida; Solanales; Solanaceae.
GCUGGAACUUCUCCAACCAGACAUCCAGUUGCUGCCCACCAGGUUAUGUAUGAGCUACGGAUAUAUUCCCUGGAGGAGGCAACGUUUGGUUCAGUGCUUGCAUCUCGAGCAAUUAGAGCUGCUCAUUGUUUAACUUCAAUUCAGUUUUCUCCAGCUUCAGAGCAUCUGUUACUUGCUUAUGGGCGUCGCCAUAGUUCACUACUUAAAAGUGUUGUUAUUGAUGGAGACACAACUAUACCCAUUUACACGAUUCUUGAGGUCUAUAGAGUUUCUGAUAUGGAACUUGUGAGAGUUCUCCCCAGUGCGGAGGAUGAGGUUAAUGUCGCUUGCUUCCAUCCUUCGGUUGGUGGUGGCCUUGUCUAUGGAACCAAGGAAGGGAAGUUGAGGAUUCUCCAAUAUGACAAUUCAAAUGGUUUGGGUCGCACAAUGUCCUGUUCUCCUGUCGAAAACAUUGUCGAGGUCCCAACGUAUGCUUUAGAAGGCUAGUAACUUUGAUGAUAGGAAAAGGUGAUAGGGUCUCAUAACAAGAUACUAGUCCGGGAUAUGGUUAGCGGCUGCAACAUCGAGUGCUUUUUCUGGUGAAGAUGAAACUUCACGUUUUAAUGCAAUACGCUGAAUAUGAGAGGUUAUUCUUGAGCUUGUCUGACCUACCCGUCACAGAUUAAACUUACGGCACUGUGAGGGACCGAAGGGUUCACAGAAUGUCUCGCUUCAACAACUACCUGUGUGGCUGCUGGAGCGCCCUGGGGUUCUCUGUCUAAAUACUAACCUGACGGAAGGAAGUGCUGGUGGGGAAUCGAGGGACCGUUUCUGCAAUUUCCCUGAAGAUGACUUCAGAUGUACUAUAGGAGUUGGAUUUGAGAUGAAUUGAAUUUCUUACAAAUUAAGGAGAAAAAAGGGAAAAGAAGAAAGGUCGUGAGUACAUACAUCUUUGAGUGUUUUUAAGGGUCCUCUAUUUUACUCUUGAAGUACAGGGGUAAUUAGUACAAGUUUUUCCCGUUAUACAUUGUCUGGGUGUUUAAACGAACGCUUUCUAAUAUGGUUAAUUUCAGUUGCCUUUAAACUGAUAUUUUGGGUGUUUGAA